Messenger RNA from Fusarium tjaetaba, 918 nucleotides. RefSeq lists its product as uncharacterized. The transcript has a single exon. Lineage: Eukaryota; Fungi; Ascomycota; Sordariomycetes; Hypocreales; Nectriaceae. The record is from RefSeq and is a predicted model, not a curated record. Bases 1 to 918 code for a protein of 305 amino acids.
AUGGCAAAAAUUGCGCUUGUCGGUGCUGGGGAUGUAGGCAUUGCCUUUGCCAAAGAGUUCUGCAGAUCAACUCACCAUAUUGUAGUCCUCACGGGGUCCGAAAAGUCGCAGCUCAAAGACAUCAAUGUCGAAGUUCGUCUCACCGACUACAGCACCGACUCCCUCCUCCGCAAUCUACAAGAUUGUGAUGGCGUUAUCUCGACGCUGAGUGGUCCCAGUGAUUUCUACAUCAAGGCUCACUUAAACAUCCUCGAGGCUUGCAGUCAGAGUGUCCGGUGCAAGCACAUGAUUCCCUCUGAGUGGAAUAUCAACCUUGAAGAUUUUCCGGAUCUGCCAAUGUUCAGCGGUCCGACGCACGAGGUGGUCCGCAGCAAACUGCGAUCUCAGCAGGAUGUGAAAUGGACCAUGAUAUGCCACGGAUGGUUUAUGGAAUAUCUCCUGCCUCAGCAAAAGAACCCACUUCGCGAGAUUGGGAUCGCUUGGGCUAUGAAUCACCAGAAAAAGGUUUUUGACAUUUACGGAGACGGCUCGCAGCAAGUGACCUUGACGACUGUUGGCGAUACAGCCAGGGCUACACUGGCCUUGAUUGCCGACAGCAUUGCAACUAGGUCCGAAAUGCGACAAGCUACGCUUCUGGCUGGAGAAUCAAUCACUUACAAAGAUCUCUUCGAAGUUGUCAAGAGGCAAGACACUACAUGGCAGUCGAGGAGCGUCACCUUGACGGAGGCCGUGGAUCAGCUCUUGAGCUCUUCAAACUCCAAUAGCCCUGAUACGGCAAUGCAUCAAUUGAGAAUUCAGGGUUUCACAAGUGCAAACCAUAAUCCGAAGGAAAAGGUCCUGGGUUGGGGCGUGGGGCCUCUUACAGGAUUACAUCCGACGAGUAUUCAGGAGUUUCUUGAUGAAGCUGGACGCCUUUGA